Molecule: messenger RNA, 421 nt
Organism: Marchantia polymorpha subsp. ruderalis
Lineage: Eukaryota; Viridiplantae; Streptophyta; Marchantiopsida; Marchantiales; Marchantiaceae
Source: the annotation of a GenBank genome assembly
AAAAACUAAGCUUUAAGCUGUUGACGUUCCAGAAUACACAAGUAUGGCCAACGAUGCCAAGGGUCUCAACCUGAUUUUGUCGAUCACCUCUCCUAUGCUCGCUACAGCGGUUGUUGUUUUGAACAUGGCUGGCUGUCCAGCUGUAGCUGCAGCAGUUACCGUGAGCUCCCUGUUCGUGCAUACGUUCACACACGCUCUUCAGAUGGGCGCUGUGAUUGAGGUGUACAGAAACUGCGCUGGCUAUUAUGCUGCAGUCGAGAGGUCCAUCGAGCAAACGCUGCGCUUACCUGUUGAGCAACGUGAAGAUGCUACCAUCUUCCAGCAAAAGAUCGCAGUGCUACUCGGAAGGAGACCAGCAGUGACACCGAUGGUGCCCGUCGGCAGUAAUUCUGCCGGAGUUUUGUUCUGAAAUCCUGGUCAC